Spirometra erinaceieuropaei is the source of this 1167-nucleotide messenger RNA. Lineage: Eukaryota; Metazoa; Platyhelminthes; Cestoda; Diphyllobothriidea; Diphyllobothriidae. The record is from the annotation of a GenBank genome assembly.
AUGAUUCUGACGGAGUUGCUGAGGCUAGAAGAAUCCAAAUCACCAGGUCCCGAUGAGAUUCCGGCGAAGAUUUUGAAGGAACUCGCCGGUGAGUUUUCUAGGCCACUCUCAAUGCUUUUCCAUACAUCCUUCGAGACCGGAUAUCUGCCACCCGACUGGAAGUCGGCGUGGAUUACGCCGCUGUACAAGGGCGGAAGUCGGGUCUCUGCGAACAAUUACAGACCGGUCAGCCUCACCUCCAUUUGCUGUAAGAUUAUGAAGAAGAUAAUAAAGCAGCAACUAAUGCAAUUCCUUGAACAAAACCAUUUGCAUUCCGAUUCUCAGCAUGGAUUCCGAAAAGGCAGAUCCUGUGUGACAAACCUGCUCUACUGUCUGGAACACUGGACUAGGGCUGUUGAUAGAGGAGAUAUGGUGCAUGCCAUCUAUAUCGACUUUAAAAAGGCCUUCGAUAGUGUGCCUCACCACCGCUUUCUAUACAAACUUAGCCGUGCAGGAGUGCGAGGUAAGCUUCUGAUGUGGAUUCGGAGCUUUUUAAUCGGCCGCUCUCAAGCCGUCCACGUCGGUGACCAACAAUCUGCCGAGGUUGGCGUUAAGAGUGGUGUUCCCCAAGGCUCUGUACUUGGCCCUACACUGUUCCUCGUAUACGUCAAUGACUGCACAAACGAACUGAUUUGCGAUGUCGCAAUGUUUGCCGAUGACAUAAAGAUCUGGAUUACCAUACGAAGCGAAGUUGACGAGGCGCGACUGCAGACAGACCGCGACCACCUCGAGCAAUGGUCGAAAGACUGGCUUCUACCGUUCAACGUAAACAAGUGUACUUUCCUACGCGUCGGCAGAACCAGUUCUCCUAACCACACGGUCUACCGUCUGACUGGCAAACCACUGCAAGAAGUCGACGCCCAGAAGGACUUGAGUGUAUGGAUCACAACCUCGCUUAAGCCUUCGCAGCAAUGUUCAAAGGUGGCCAAGUCGGCGAUGUCCAUGCUAUACCUUGUCAAACGGGCGUUCUCCUCCUUUGAUGAAGACUGCUUCGCCAAGGUCUUUCAAACUUUUGUGCGACCGCAUCUGGAGUUUGCUAUCCAAGCAUUGCGACCCUGGACCGCUAAAGACUUGGACAUACUCGAAAAAGUUCAACGGCGAGCAACGAAACUUGUAUCAGGGCAGUGA